Molecule: messenger RNA, 1510 nt
Organism: Danio rerio (zebrafish)
Lineage: Eukaryota; Metazoa; Chordata; Actinopteri; Cypriniformes; Danionidae
Gene: arl8ba
Product: ARF like GTPase 8Ba
Biological process (GO): protein transport
Cellular component (GO): lysosomal membrane; spindle; axon cytoplasm
Molecular function (GO): GTPase activity; GTP binding
Source: RefSeq, marked provisional
GAAAAACAUUACAAACAGCCGAAAACCACCACAGAUCAGUCAAAUCUAGCAUCACAAUGUUGGCACUCAUUAACCGUCUCCUGGACUGGUUUAAGUCACUCUUCUGGAAGGAAGAGAUGGAGUUAACCCUCGUCGGGCUGCAGUAUUCAGGCAAAACGACAUUUGUUAACGUAAUCGCGUCAGGCCAGUUCAGUGAAGAUAUGAUACCAACCGUUGGGUUCAACAUGAGAAAGGUUACAAAAGGCAACGUCACCAUCAAGAUUUGGGAUAUAGGAGGUCAGCCGAGGUUCAGGAGCAUGUGGGAGCGAUACUGUCGUGGAGUGAAUGCAAUAGUGUAUAUGGUAGACGCAGCAGACCGGGAGAAGGUUGAAGCUUCCAGAAACGAGCUACACAAUCUUUUAGACAAACCACAGUUACAAGGAAUCCCUGUGUUGGUGCUCGGCAACAAGAGGGAUCUACCCAAUGCGUUGGAUGAGAAACAGCUUAUUGAAAAAAUGAACUUGGCUGCUAUUCAAGACCGAGAGAUAUGCUGCUACUCUAUUUCCUGCAAAGAGAAGGAUAACAUUGACAUCACACUUCAAUGGCUAAUCCAGCACUCAAAGUCGAGAAGAAGCUGAAAGCAUCUUGAGUUUAUCCGCUGCCAUGUUACUCUCACACCACAUCCAAUGCUCACUUUGUGAAACUGUACAGUUCUCCAUAACGUGCCCCUCACACUACCCUGCUCGUCUGAUCCCUAAUCCUCCCGUCCGCAUCAGUCAUGUCAACGAUACAUCAGUCGCUAAAAGACGCUAGCCUGCAGAAUCAGUUUCUUCAACCUCUUACAGCCUGCUGUCAGAUGAACAUUAUGGAUAUCCUUUUUUUGCGAAGCCCAGCAGCUCCAGUGGUCUCCAUUUGGGGUUUCCAGAACAAAUUUAUUUAAAAACUGAGACAAAUCCAAACUUUAAUAUUGAUGUUUUUUCUCUCCUUUCUCAAGUCUGUCAGGUUUUGCUCAUGAGAGCGUGUUAUAUUGUUUCAGUUGUUGCUUUUAUUUCUUUCCAUUUCUCUUCCCCCCCACAAAUUGUAUCUCCUAAUAUUAAACAUGAGGAGCAAUCAGUAAAUGAACAGCUUAGCGGAAAAAAUCCAGAAUGAUUUUUACAGAAGUGAGAGUAAGUAUAUUUUGAGAGGAUGAAUGUUUUGCUGGUUAAGGUUUUCAUUUAGCUCAGUGAUGUCUUUGAAUGGUGUUCAUGAGCUGAGAGAAAGAGAGUAAGUUAAAGUGCCUUGUGCAGUGUGUAUCUGUCCCUCAAGAUAAACAGUAUACCGGGUGUGCCUGCCUGGAGCUACGUUGGAUAAAGACAGCUUACUUUGACCUGCAAGAACCGAAGGCAUGCUUUUUAAGGUAGAUUAUUGUACUGUUGUCGUUAUCAACUCAAUAUUUGUACAAAAAGAGGCAAAUGUUGAAAACCCCACUCUUAUCAAUGCACUUUUGUAAAUACGAUGAACCAAUAAAUAGAUUGUCAACAUGUAGGAGGAA